Erinaceus europaeus (western European hedgehog) is the source of this 5301-nucleotide messenger RNA. It is a transcript of the gene SMYD1, whose product is annotated as SET and MYND domain containing 1. Gene Ontology annotation, molecular function: protein binding; histone H3K4 methyltransferase activity. Gene Ontology annotation, cellular component: nucleus. NCBI's taxonomy places the organism in Eukaryota, Metazoa, Chordata, Mammalia, Eulipotyphla, Erinaceidae. The record is from RefSeq and is a predicted model, not a curated record. Bases 78 to 1550 code for a protein of 490 amino acids. The transcript has 10 exons.
GGGAUGCUGAAGGUGCUGAAAUAGCAGCACGGACAAGCCACUAGAUGUUAAAUCCCCGAGCUGCUUGAAAGCCUGAGAUGACUAUAGGGAGAAUGGAGAAUGUGGAGGUCUUCUCUUCUGAGGGUAAAGGCAGGGGUCUGAAGGCCACUAAGGAGUUCUGGGCUUCAGAUGUCAUCUUUGCAGAGCGAGCAUAUUCAGCAGUAGUGUUUGACAGCCUUGUGAAUGUCGUGUGCCACACCUGCUUCAAGAGGCAGGAGAAGCUCCACCGCUGUGGGCAGUGCAAGUUUGCUCAUUACUGUGACCGAACCUGCCAGAAGGAUGCUUGGCUGAACCACAAGAAUGAAUGUUCAGCAAUCAAGAGAUCUGGGAAGGUGCCCAAUGAGAAUAUCAGGCUGGCUGCACGCAUCAUGUGGAGGGUGGAGAGAGAGGGCACUGGGCUCACUGAGGGCUGCCUGGUCGCAGUGGAUGAUCUGCAGAACCACGUGGAACACUUCGGGGAGGAGGAGCAGAAAGAGCUGCGGGUGGACGUGGACACGUUCAUGCAGUAUUGGCCUCCCCACUGCCAGCAGUUCAGCAUGCAAUACAUCUCACACAUCUUCGGCGUGAUUAACUGCAAUGGUUUCACACUCAGUGAUCAAAGAGGCCUGCAGGCAGUGGGUGUGGGCAUCUUCCCCAACCUGGGUCUGGUGAACCAUGACUGUUGGCCCAACUGUACCGUCAUAUUUAACAAUGGCAAUCAUGAGGCAGUGAAAUCCAUGUUUCACACCCAGAUGAGAAUUGAGCUCCGGGCCCUGGGCAAGAUCUCAGAAGGAGAGGAGUUAACAGUGUCCUAUAUCGACUUCCUUAAUGUCAGUGAGGAACGCAAGAAGCAGCUGAAGAAGCAGUACUACUUUGACUGCACAUGUGAACACUGCCAAAAAAGGCUGAAAGAUGACCUCUUCCUGGGACUGAAAGAUGACCCAAAGCCCUCUCAGGAUGUGGUGAAGGAAAUUAUACAAAUCUCUAAGGACACUCUGGAAAAAAUUGACAAGGCUCGCUCAGAGGGUCUGUACCAUGAGGUUGUGAAGUUGUGCCGGGAGUGUCUGCAGAAGCAGGAGCCAGUCUUUGCUGACACCAACCUCUACACGCUACGGCUGCUGAGCAUUGUUUCGGAGGUGCUGUCUUACCUUCAGGCCUUUGAGGAGGCCUCAUAUUAUGCCAGGAGGAUGGUGGAUGGCUACAUGAAGCUCUACCACCAUAACAAUGCACAACUGGGUAUGGCUGUGAUGCGGGCAGGACUGACCAACUGGCAUGCAGGUAACAUAGAGGCAGGCCACGGGAUGAUCUGCAAAGCCUAUGCCAUUCUCCUGGUGACACAUGGACCUUCCCAUCCCAUCACCAAGGACUUAGAGGCCAUGCGAGUGCAAACUGAGAUGGAGCUGCGCAUGUUCCACCAGAAUGAGUUCAUGUACCACAAGAUGCGGGAGGCUGCUCUGAACAACCAGCCCAUGCAGGUCAUGGCUGAGCCCAACAACGAGCCAGCCCCUGCUCUGUUCCAUAAGAAGCAAUGAGGACCUGCCCGGCAGGGUGGAGAUAGUGUAACUGGGGCCCAAGAGAGAUUCUGGAGGUGGUAGGACUUCUGGGGAGACCUUGGUGAGGAAGAUGAGGUAGCUGUCACUGGUGUUGAUAUAAGAGUGUACUGUGUUCCCUAGUGUCAUUUUGGUUCAUUUCAACUUGAUUCAAUUCAGCAGAACUUCCAGCCCAAUCCAGUGCAACUCAUCCUACAGGUUUUUAUUGAGUGUUAGACCUUAGGAAUAGGGAAGCCCCAAACCUAGGCUGGGAGGUAAAACAAAGGAUUAAAACAUAGGUUAAUGAUAAAUGCAGUGGUAAACUAUGCAGAGUGAAGUUCAGAGGAGAGCAUGUGGCAUGUGCAUGUGGUGUGUGUGUGUGUGUGUGUGUGUGUGUGCGCAUGCGUGUGCAUUUUCAUGUCCCGGGCAGUUGUGUGUUUUCCACUCAGGAGUGAAGUUCUUAGAAAUCAACCAGUUAUGUUUUUCUGCCACUUGAGAGGACACCAAGCUUUCACUAAUGUUUUAGAAGAUUCUGGAGAUGACUCUUCUACCUUGGGGUGUCGCCAAAUCUUCAACAUCAUCUGGAGCCACUCUUGUCCCCAGAACUCUUGCUAGUGCCUUGAAAUUAGUUAUUCCUACCAGACCCCAUCUGUGCCACUUUGCACGAAGCAUUAGCUUGCCAUACCCACCCUUUCAUUCUCAGAAUGACUCCCUGUCUCCUUAUAAACUCUUCAGAUGUGCCACCUUUUUGCAAAAUACUUGUACCUGGCUCUUCUUUGAGAAUACCACCAUCUUUGGAAGCUUUCACAGGAAGAAAGACAACUACUUCAAUUCUCAUACUACAGGUUUAGAGAUGGUACCAGCAUUCUCCUGGGGAUUCAGCUGGCACAUUCAUAUGAUUACUCUUCUAAUCUCAUAUAAAACCUCUCCCCCAGCCUCUCUCUAUCACUGUUAUUUGCCACUGGUCCUCCCCCUCCUGUUUAAGAUCUUGUUUUCUAGUCAGUCUUUCUCAGACUUGGUGUCUUUAAUGUUCUCUCACAUCUAGUUUUCUUGCUUCAUAGACUCACUCCUAGAUCUCUUUCCAUUUUUUUUUUAUUUUUUAAAUUUUAUUUAUUUAUUUUGGAUAGAGACAGAAAUUGAGAGGGGUGGUCUGGGAGGGAAGUGCAGUGGAUAAAGCCUUUGACUCUUGAGCAUGAAGUCCUGUGUUCAAUCCCCGGCAGCACAUAUACCAGAGUGUGCUCUCUCCUCCUAUCUUCUUCAUGAAUAAAUAAAUAAAAUCUUUAUCUGGGUGGUUCAAAAUCGUGAUUCUCCUGUGAGCUGUUCUAAUCUUGGUUUUACCAGCAGAUGGGCUUACACCCCAAAUAAGACUAGCUUCUUGUCUACUCAUUUUCUGUUCAAAUUCCUCCUUUGUAGUAGGACAAAAGGCUAGGAGUUGAAAUCUUCUUUGCAGUUUCUGUGAUUACUUGUUCUAGAGACCUGCAAAUGCAAAUGUUGCAACACCCAGUCCAACAGCUAUCAGACUUAAAAAAAAAAAAUUAUAAAAAGGAAACAUUGAAAAACCGUAGGAUAAGAGGGGUACAACUCCACACAAUUCCCACCACCAGAUCUCCAUAUCCCCGCCCCUCCCCAAUAGCUUUCCUAUUCUUUAACCCUCUGGGAGUAUGGACCCAAGGUCAUUGUGGGAUGCAGAAGGUGGAAGGUCUGGCUUCUGUAAUUGCUUCCCCGCUGAACAUGGGUGUUGACAGGUCGAUCCAUACUUCCAGCCUGUCUCUCACUUUCCCUAGUGGGGUGGGCUUGCCAGGUGCUGGUCGAUGUCCGCGUCAGCCGGUCUGUGUAGUGAAGCCCCUCUCCCAAGGGGGCAGCCAUAAGAGGGCAGCCGGCAAGACAUGGAAUGUGUAGGCUCUGCCCUCUCCAUUUUCUACAUGUUCAUAACAUUCUGCCAGUCACACCCUAGACAGUCACCACCUGUCAUAUUUUUAAUUUUUGAUGUCUGACUUCCUGGUCAUUAUUUCCUACUUUUAAAAUGUUCUCCAUCUCUUUUCCCCAUCCCAAAUUACUCCAUGUUGUCAUGUCACCUCUGCUGUUCACUUUCCUCCUGUCUUCUCUCCCUGUCAAAUGAUUCAGUUUAUCUGCCUUCAUUCCAUUCUGCCAGUUCUCCCUUCCUGCCUGACAGAGUCCCAACCAUGGAUUCAUGCAACCGUUCUGCUUUUCCUUUAUUAUAAUCAGGGGUGCUGAGCACAGCCACCUGGACUCAGGUAUUCCUAUGUAUGCACCUCAAACCUCUGAUGACCUGUGGGCCCAGCCCAGAAAUGAUUCCUUGUGCCUCCUUUCCCUUUGCUAUGUCAAAUUUUCACAUCUAUUCUUGAAUUCUUGGUUUUUAGAAGAACCUUACCUCCUGCUUUAUGAAGAAAACAGAGGCCAGAAAAUGGAUUUUCUCAGUUCCCUCUUCCAAAAUCAACAUAUGUCAUGUCUGUAUACAUUCUUCCUUCUCUCCUCAGAUCAGUGGAUAGGGACCUCUCUUCUCCUCCAAAGUUAAACUCUCCCCUAUUCUCUGGACCUUGUCCCUCCUAUAGCCCAAGGCCUUCUCCAUCCUGUGUCCUUGGCAUUUCUUUAUCCAUAGACUUUUUAGUUCAGUUGUGAAAUUUUCUGGAGACCUUUCAAUUCAUUAUCUUCAUAGCCAUGUUUUUCUUAAAGUAAGAAUCUGUCUCUUAUAGUUAUUCCUCAUCUUCAUUUACAUUUCAAUUUCAUACUGAAAAGUUAUAUUUCAUAUUGCAUACUGGCUUUCUAAACUCCACUAACAUAGCUCUUGCCAAGGUCAAGUCUAGUGGGUACUUUUCAAUUCUUAUAUAAUUUGACUUCCCUGCAUCCAUUGAUAACCCUAGCUGUUGAUUCCUGUGACAGCACUUCCUUGUGCUGAUCUUCUGAUGUGAUUUCUCAGAUUCCUUUCCUGCUCCCAUUUCUCUACUUGCCCCUUGUGACACUUCCUGGAUUUGCCUUUGUUCACUCUGGACACUUUAGAUUCAUUCUCCUCUCACUCUGAGCCCUCCCUGUGUGAGCUCAGCCAGUCCUUUGCUCCAUCCUCCAUCUAGCCCCAUAUACUCCUGUAGACAUUUUUCGGGAUCAUCAAACUGGACACUUCCAACAUGGAAUUUUCUUUCCUUUUUUUUCCUCUCUCUCUCUCUCUCUUGCAUCUGUUCUUCCUCAGCACAGCACCUCAGAACACCUGCAAGAACCAGUUCCCAAAUCUCAAUUGCCUUCUAUACGUCAAUCAGAUUCACUUCACUCUCUGAGGGCCCCUGGGUUACCAGUAUUCUCCCAUGCCUCACGUUGUGUUUUGAGAGCUAGUCAACAUUUUUUCAUCAUUCACCACCCAAUUAGAGAUCACUUUUUCUGUGAAACCUUCCUUGAGUGACUUAGAUUAGCUGGCCAUGUUUCAGAAUCUCUCCUAGUACCAAUGUAUCCCUCAACAGAAGGCUGAUCAUGGCACUACAAUUGCUAUUUCUACUUCUUUGCCUCCCUCCAGAGGUUGUGAUUUCCUAGAUGGCGUGAACUGUGUUCCUUUCUUCGUCUUCGUAACUCCAGAACCCAAAACAGACCUUGGAAAUUAGCAGGUGCUCAGCUAAUUUGUGAUGAAUGAAUGAAAAAGUGAAUGGAUUUGCUUAUCUUAGAGCAGAAGAGACACAAAACUAUGUAUUUUGAGUUUGUAUGUUACAACAGUUAACAAAAGCAAUUAAACACUGUGCUUCCAAGAAAA